AGGGAGAGGGAGAGGGAGAGGAGGGCAGGCCAAAUAAAGCCAUAGGUGCUUGUGCUGCUGGGAGAGGAGUGCCUGUUAGCAUGCUAUAAAUACUUGAUGCAUCUGGAGGUUCAGGGUUGGCUACUGUCUGGGUCUCAGCAGACCAGAUCACAGGCUCUAUGUUGAUCUAGUGAUUUAUAGAAUUACUGAUUUAUUGGACUGGGACAGGGAUUGGACCAUCCCGGAGGUGACAGGCCAUCAUGCCCAGGAUAGACGUGGAUGUGAAGCUGGACUUUAAAGAUGUCCUGUUCAGACCCAAGAGAAGCAGCCUGAAGAGCAGGUCAGAGGUGGACCUACGGAGGACGUUCACGUUCCGUAAUUCCAAGCAGAGUUACCAUGGCAUCCCCAUCAUCGCUGCCAACAUGGACACCACGGGCACCUUUGAGAUGGCACAGGUCCUCAGCAAGGAUGGCGGCUGCAGCUGUCCUGGCGAUGUGGCUAAGGCAUUUGGCGCUGGAGCUGAUUUUGUGAUGCUGGGGGGCAUGCUGGCUGGCCAUGACCAGUGUGCCGGGGAGGUCAUUGAGAAGAAUGGCAGAAAGGUCAAGCUGUUCUAUGGGAUGAGCUCUGACACGGCCAUGAAGAAACAUGUCGGGGGAGUGGCAGAGUACAGAGCGUCAGAGGGCAGGACGGUGGAGGUACCGUACAGGGGGGAUGUAGAGGCCACCAUCAGGGACAUUCUGGGUGGUCUGCGCUCCACCUGCACCUACGUAGGAGCUGCCAAACUGAAGGAGCUCAGUCGCAGGACCACCUUUAUCAGAGUCACACAGCAGGCCAGCCACAUGUUCACAUAGUAGUAAAUAGACGGACGGACGAACAGACAGACAGGAUCUUUCUUGUGGCUGUUUAGCACUUCACAUCUUAAUGCCUGAUUUCAACUGUGCUGAUUUCAUUUAAAAUGUAAAAGUGUGAAUCUACAACAAUAUUUAUGUAAAUGCAUCAGUUACUUUCCCUGUACACAGUAGACAGAAAGAGGAGAAACAGAGAGAAAUACCAACCUGGACUCAGGGGUAGACGUAACAUAGUAAACGUAUAUCCGUGACACUCCAAUUAGUAUGAUAUGUAACGUUUGGCAUGGUAUUCUUUUGUGGAUGUCCAUCUUCCAUUUCGUCGGAUAUGUUACGAAUUAUAAUUCGUACAAUAUGUUACGAAUUUGCAAAACGUAUGAUAUGUUAUGAAUUCUAAUUUGUUGAGGCUAAGGUUAUCUAGGUGUCUAGGUGGCUAACGCUAAUGUUAGCUAGGUGGCUAAUGUUAGCCAGGUUAGGGAUUAAGGUUAGGAGUUAGGUUUAAGUUAGGGUUAGGGGAUGGGUUAGCUAACAUGCUAAGUAGUUGUAAAAAAAUUGGUAAGUAGUUUCAAAGUUGCUAAUUAGCUAAAAUGAUCAAAUUGUCUGUGAUGUUAUUCAAACACACAGCCUUUGUGUUGCUUGAUGUUCACGUUUUACACCUACCCAUCCACCCUGUCCAACCACCCUACUUUCGUUUUUUGUCUUAACUUCUUGAGAAUACAGGGGGUGCUGUUUUCGCAUUAGCAUAAUUGCCUCUACAGAUUAAACUGCCUCUUAUUCAAUUAUUGCUGUUACUAAAUGCAUAUAACCAUAUACCAUUGGAUAGAAAACAAGCUAUGGUUUCUAAAACCGUUUCAAUUUUGUCUCUGAGUGAAACACAAGUCAUUUGACAGCACUUUCCCUGAGCAAGAAGAAGAUUGCAAGAUGUGUAUGCUCGCUUCAACGCUCUGCCUAUAUAUGGUCACGCCACCUAUGACCCGAAACACACUUCAUUCGUCUUCCUCUGGGUGUCAGGAAGACGUCAGAGGAGAAAUUUUUUGUUUAUCUUGUACUGACGUGAAAUAAGACCUAUUUCUUUAGCGUGACCGACAACUUCCGGUUUUCUGAAACGCGCGUUUUAGAGGUGCAAUCCUCUUUUGUUAUGCUGCCGUUACGGAUGAAAACUAUCUCCGUCUCGAAGUUUGUUUGAUACAUGUGACCAUAUCAUCUUAAUGUAUGUUUUUUCAAUAUAGUUUAAUCAGAUUAUUUGAAUUUUUUCGGGAGUUUUGCCGUGUUCCGUUCUGUGAGUUUUUUAACUUUGGACAGAACCGUGCUAGUCGACCAGUACCUACGCUAAAUGAAGAGGGAAAGUUGCCAUUGUGAAUGGAUUGAACGACUCAUCAGGACUAAGGACACCUUUAUCAACAUUCUGAUGAAAGAUUAGCAAUAGUAAGACCCAAUUUACGAUGUUAUUUCAUAUAUCUGUCGUGCAUGUGAACUGGUCGGGCGCGCCCAGCUGGUUCUGGCUGGCGUGGCUAUGCUAAUUUAGCGCUACAUUUUGUUUUCGCUAUAAAACAUUUAAUAAAUCUGAAAUAUUGUUUGGAUUCACCAGAUGUUGGGCUUUCAAUAUCUGUACGCUGUGUAUUUUUUCUGAAAUGUUUUAAGACAAGUAAUUAGUUAUAUGAAGUUGGUCUCUGUAAUUGUUCUGGCUGCAUCAGCACUAUAUCAGAUUGCAGCUGCAAUGUAGAACUGUGAUUUAUACCUGAAAAAUGCACAUUUAAAAAAAAAAACUAUGCUAUACCAUAAAUAUGUUAUCAGACUGUCAUCUUAUGAAUUUGUUUGUUGGUUAGUGGCUAUAUAUAUUUUCAUUUAGUCGAAUUAGUGAUAGCUACUGACGCAGGAAAAAACUGUUGGAGUAAGAAAAUGGUGUCUUUUGCUAACGUGUUUAGCUAAUAGAUUUACAUAUUGUGUCUUCCCUGUAAAACAUUUAAAAAAUCUGAAAUGGUGGUUUUAUUCACAAGAUCUGUGUCUUUCAUUGGGUGUCUUGGACUUGUGAUUUAAUGAUAUUUAGAUGCUACUAUUUAAUUGUGACGCUAUGCUAACGAUGCUAAUCAG
Messenger RNA from Salvelinus fontinalis (brook trout), 2915 nucleotides. Its product is annotated as GMP reductase 1-like. The record is from RefSeq and is a predicted model, not a curated record. The transcript has 5 exons. Gene Ontology annotation, molecular function: catalytic activity. NCBI's taxonomy places the organism in Eukaryota, Metazoa, Chordata, Actinopteri, Salmoniformes, Salmonidae. Bases 240 to 830 code for a protein of 196 amino acids.